AUGCAAAGGGGUGAUAGAAAAUUAGUAACCAAGUUGCUGGAUGUGUACAUGGCGGGCCGUAUUCCGACCAUGGCUCAUCAUUCACCGAAAGGAAUCAGUGACGCAGUAGCGGCCACAUAUGGUAUAUCAGCCGUCACAGCAAUGCUGGCUCUCUCGACUCUUCCUCAGAGAUGUGGCUGGAUCGCUGGAAACAAGGCCUAG
Penicillium daleae is the source of this 201-nucleotide messenger RNA. RefSeq lists its product as uncharacterized. The transcript has 2 exons. Bases 1 to 201 code for a protein of 66 amino acids. Lineage: Eukaryota; Fungi; Ascomycota; Eurotiomycetes; Eurotiales; Aspergillaceae. The record is from RefSeq and is a predicted model, not a curated record.